Messenger RNA from Alosa alosa (allis shad), 2729 nucleotides. It is a transcript of the gene ivd, whose product is annotated as isovaleryl-CoA dehydrogenase. Gene Ontology annotation, molecular function: flavin adenine dinucleotide binding; 3-methylbutanoyl-CoA dehydrogenase activity. The record is from RefSeq and is a predicted model, not a curated record. The transcript is spliced from 12 exons. Lineage: Eukaryota; Metazoa; Chordata; Actinopteri; Clupeiformes; Clupeidae. Bases 159 to 1403 code for a protein of 414 amino acids. Gene Ontology annotation, cellular component: mitochondrion. Gene Ontology annotation, biological process: L-leucine catabolic process.
GCUGGGGUGCGUGGGUCUUGCAAACGAUAGAAGAAGUUGCAGCGUCUCGCAUUAUGUGAUUGAUACUAAGGGGUUGUGUAAUUUUCUAACCUAACCUGUUACGACAUUUGUUUGUAACUUCUGUUAUUUUAGCAAGCGUACAACUUUAUCAUUUCAAAAUGUUCGCUGUCAGGAGGGCUCUGUGUUUCAGUUUUAAAUUGGCAAGGGUACCGCGACGUGGAUGCGCGGGUGCCAUUCCAGUGGACGAUAUAGUGAAUGGUCUCACAGAUGACCAAAUACAGUUGCGGCAGUCAGUCCAGAGAUUCUGCGCAGAGAAACUGGCCCCCUAUGCAGACGAAAUUGACAAAACCAAUGAGUUCAAAGGAAUUAGGCAAUAUUGGAAGGAAAUGGGAGACAUGGGACUCCUUGGGAUAACUGCUCCUGUGGAGGUUGGUGGCUCAGGAUUGGGCUACCUGGAUCAUGUGAUUGUGAUGGAGGAGAUGUCACGGGUUUCUGCAGCCAUUGCUCUCAGCUAUGGUGCCCAUUCAAACCUCUGUGUUAAUCAGCUGGUGCGCCAUGCCAACCCAGUGCAAGCGGAAAAAUACAUGCCCAAGCUGAUGACCGGAGAACACAUCGGGGCCUUGGCCAUGAGCGAACCCAAUGCAGGCUCAGAUGUGGUCUCAAUGAAACUGAAGGCCGAGAAAAAAGGUGACUACUACAUUCUAAAUGGCAAUAAGUUCUGGAUCACUAACGGGCCGGAUGCAGAUGUUCUCAUCGUGUAUGCCAAGACAGAACCCUCGGCAGCAGCCCGCGGCAUCACAGCUUUCAUCAUAGAGAAGGGUAUGCCAGGGUUCAGCACGGCACAGAAGCUGGACAAGCUGGGCAUGCGAGGUUCCAACACGUGUGAGCUUAUUUUCGAGGACUGCAAAGUUCCUGAGGCAAAUCUCCUGGGCCCUCUGAACAAAGGUGUGUACGUCUUGAUGAGUGGCUUGGAUUUAGAAAGGCUGGUACUGGCAGCUGGACCUAUUGGCAUCAUGCAGGCGGUGCUAGACCAUGCUAUUCCAUACCUCCACGUGCGGACAGCCUUCGGACAGAAAAUCGGCGAAUUUCAGCUGAUGCAAGGCAAGAUGGCGGACAUGUACACACGGCUUAGCUCCUGUCGGCAGUACGUCUACAAUGUGGCUCGUGCUUGUGAUAGAGGCCACUUCAGCGCUAAGGACUGUGCAGGGGUCAUCCUAUACUGUGCAGAGAAUGCCACACAAGUUGCCUUGGAUGGGAUUCAGUGCUUAGGUGGGAAUGGGUACAUCAACGACUACCCCUUGGGUCGCUUCCUGAGAGACGCAAAGCUCUACGAGAUCGGAGCAGGCACCAGCGAAGUCCGUCGUCUCAUCAUCGGCCGAUCCUUCAACGCCAUGUUCAAAUAGGCGAUCCUGGAAAUCGCCGGAAGCCUCCAAAUUACAAUCAACCACUGUAAUACUAAAUAAACUCUCACCAGAGCCUUACACAGCUGAUCAUAUGGAACAGAAAUCAAGGACAUUGGAAAUGGAGGAAAGCGCGAGAGGACACAUCUGAUAUUUAGAUGCUUUUCUGAACGCACAAUGGUAAUAGUAUGUAGGACCUAUCAUUACAGGUGGAAUGGGAUCUGUUUUCUAGCUAGGAAACAAGUUCGAAGCUCAUUGAGCUGUAAUGGAAAAUUCCAUUUAAGAAUGUCAAUAUUUGUCUAAGACUUUGCUCAGUUCUUUCCUAGGGAACCAGUCGCGUAAACGCUUCCCAAUCAUUCUGUACUGGCAUAAAUUAAACAUAUUUAAUAUCCAGGCAUCACAUUUGUAGGCUUUGGGAAUGGGAGGACAUUCUCAACCCUGAAUUGCACAGCAUGCAGUUUGCUCAGUAGAAGGAUGAAUCCAGGUAUUCUGGCGUUGCUGUGGUGAUUGUUAGUUGUGUUUGAUUGACCAUACAUUCUUCUGAAUGGACUGUUUCUUUUCCCUCUUGCUAACAGAGAGAACUACAAAGUAUGCACACAAGAGAUUUCUAUAUUUCUUUCCUCCUCCUAAAUGCCAUCUUUUGUAGUCACGUGGUCCAUGGCCAUGUAGAAAGAAAGAAGUUUAAGAUGAGCUGUAUGCAUUUUUCAACCCUUUGUCCUUUAUAGUUAUUUUAUACAUUGCUGUGUGACUCAUUUCAUUAAAUAUGUCUCUCCAUAACUGCUGUGCUUACUCACAAAGCUUUCCUCCAUUGGUUGUUUAAUGUCAUCCCAGAAAUCUCUGUAGUGAAGCUCAUGGUCCUUUGUGUGAUUUUGUCACAGACUCAAGGGAAAUAAUAUACACAAAACAUUGAAUUGCCUUCAUGAAAGUCAGAGAUCUGCCUUACGUGUUCUAUAAGUUGUUUUUUGCUUUUGUUUGUAAACACUGUAGCAAUGUAGGAUGCUUCUUUCUUUUUGGUGUAGAAUAAAAAAAAAAAAAUAAAUUUUCACAGCUGGGUUUGCAAGUGUCUUUCAAAAUGUGCUUAAGGUGCAUGCUUAAAAUGUAGUUGUCUUUCGUGGAAAUUUACGUCUUUGACCUUUUUUUUUAAUGUGCUUGAACAGUUAAUAUUUGACUAUUUGCAUUUGACUAACAGCCAACUCUGUAUUUAACAGAAACACCUCCCAUGUUCAAAUGAGUAAAGAAUGGCUUAAUAAUUCAUGAAAUCACUACAUCAAAUACAUACAUGUCUCUUUGAGUUGAUGGUUCUUUUGUCAGCUGGUAACUUGAUUUUUU